This is a messenger RNA of Periconia digitata, 1221 nucleotides long. The record is from the annotation of a GenBank genome assembly. Lineage: Eukaryota; Fungi; Ascomycota; Dothideomycetes; Pleosporales; Periconiaceae.
AUGUUGGGCCUCUAUCCGGAAGACAAAGUCACAGUCGAAACCACAACCUUCGAGAACGGACUAGAUUCCAGCAAAUGGGUCGUUGACACACGAGGCUAUGGCGGCUCGCCAGGUAACCCCUACUUGCGGCAGAUGGAACCGGACAACGUCAAAGUCAAAGAUGGCCUUCUAGAACUCAAAGUCCCCGGCGGUCAGAAAUACGAUCCUGAAAGCACCGUGGGCCUGAGUUCCGCCCAGAUCAUGACCAACAAAUACAUGUCUGUGGGGUCGCUUGAAAUGACGGUCAAGAUGAGUUCAGAGGAUGGCACAUGUCAAUGUGGUUUCCUCUACGGUAGCGACCACAACGAAGUCGAUAUGGAGUACCUGACCCGCACCAACGUAACCUGGUCAGUGGUCCAGGGAAUGGACCGAGAACGACCGAUCCAGCAGACCAAUCUGAACGUCACUGCUGACCAAACCGAGAGCUUCCACACGUACAAACUGGUCCGGACGGAAUCUAAAGCGUAUUUCCUGAUGGAUGGCAACGUCGUGAACACCUUCGAUAAGAAUAUCCCUACAGAACCGGUACAGAUGAUGAUUGCGCAUUGGACCGAUGCCAAUCCCGGUUGGACUGGAGGCCCACCCGCGAAAGAUACAAUAAUGACUGUUAAGAAGGUCGUGGUCGAGUACGUGGGCGCGACGCAAACAUUCUCAACAUCAACUGCUACACCGAGUGCGACAAACGCUCCGAACCCAUCGCCUUCAGACAAGAACGAUGCUUCCCAACAAUUCGGAUCAAAGGGAGCUCUGUUACCGGCGCUAGCAGCUUUCGGUCUUUACCUCGCUAUCUAAUCGACACGAAAAACGCUGUCUCGCCUCUCGCACUGCUAUAGCGGGAAGAACAUACCAUUAUCCAGGAUUAUACACCACUUCACGAGCCCAUAUUUUUUAUUUUUUUUUAUACCACAUUCCCCUUCAGGGAUCCCGAUUUUCUUCUCUUGUACAUAUUAUCCUACCCUUCUACCUAUGAAUAAUCAUAAUGUAUAACUUUUGGUUGAUGGACUAAAGACGGUUUGCUGAGAUUAGAGUGCAUGCGCGCUUCAAAGAAUAUAUACCAUGUUGUCAUCGGCAGAAGAAGCUGCUACUCUCGAGUCUGGCUCGCGACAAAGGGUGUAUUUCGAGUGCGCCGUCUUCAACCCGGAUUUCUAAUCAAUGUCACGAUAGGCGGAGGUCCGUAACACU